AUGUUCAAAAGAUACAAGCUUAAACCAAAAGUGGUAAAGCCGCUGGCUGUUAGGUCAAAAACUGUUGGUGUCUCAAAAAGAAUAGACGAUGAUUUGCUUAAGAUAUUAAGCAUGCUAAAGCACUCUUCUGCUACAAUUAGAAUGCGGGGAGCAAGAGAAGCAGAAGAGCUUGAGUGCAUUUCAGAGGAAAUGAUUCGAGAGAUUAUGAAGAUGUGUAAGAGUGAUAAAAAAGAAGUGAGAGGGCUUUUUUAUAGGAUCACCCAGCGGUUUUUAGCAAAGGCCCUUCCAGCUGAGUUGAAGAAUUGGGAAGAGUAUAUUAUGCUGUAUUUAGAAACUAUGAUGACAUGCACGGUUAUUGAUGUGCGAAAAGACAGCCUAAACUUAUUAGACAUUUCAAUGAAAUACUUUCCUGAUAAAGUCAACGGGAUGAAGCAAGAGCUGAUGAAGUGGCUUAAAAACGAUGAAAGGAUUAUGUCAUUGGACCCAACGUGCACAAAAUGGACUAGUGACAUUAUAAAGCGGCAGAAAGUAUUACUUUCACUCCAAAAAUCAAAACAUCCAGUAGUUCCAUUCAAUAGCAAAAUAUAUUUACUUGAAACUGGUGUAUUUAUAAAUGGUUUGUAUAAAGGCAGUGAUUAA
Molecule: messenger RNA, 639 nt
Organism: Nematocida parisii ERTm1
Lineage: Eukaryota; Fungi; Microsporidia
Exons: 1
Coding region: 1-639 (212 amino acids)
Source: RefSeq, a predicted model, not a curated record